AUUGUCUUCUCCACGCUGGGAGCUGCCUAUGGGACUGCCAAGUCGGCCAUUGGCAUCUCAUCGAUGGCUGUCAAGCAUCCGGAGCUGAUAAUGAAGUCCAUCAUUCCCGUGGUAAUGCCUGGCAUUAUAGCCAUCUAUGGACUGGUCGUGUCGGCGCUGUUGACCGGUUCGUUGAUAAAGAUGUACCCCACCUACAAGGGAUUCCUCAAUCUUGGCGCCGGUCUGGCUGUGGGUCUCUCCGGAAUGGCGGCUGGCUUUGCCAUUGGCGUUGUGGGCGAUGCUGGUGUUCGUGCAGCUGCACAGCAGCCGAAGCUGUUUGUGGGUCUAAUUUUGAUACAGAUAUUUUCCGAGGUCUUGGGUCUCUAUGGCCUGAUAGUGGCCAUCUAUUUAUUCACCAAAUGAAAUUUCAAUAAAAGUGGGACAUCUUCAGAUCCCACAAGUUCUUCG
Messenger RNA from Drosophila miranda, 447 nucleotides. Its product is annotated as V-type proton ATPase 16 kDa proteolipid subunit-like. NCBI's taxonomy places the organism in Eukaryota, Metazoa, Arthropoda, Insecta, Diptera, Drosophilidae. The transcript is spliced from 2 exons. The record is from RefSeq and is a predicted model, not a curated record. The coding region runs from base 64 to 402 and encodes 112 amino acids. Gene Ontology annotation, biological process: proton transmembrane transport. Gene Ontology annotation, molecular function: proton-transporting ATPase activity, rotational mechanism. Gene Ontology annotation, cellular component: proton-transporting V-type ATPase, V0 domain.